CGAAGUUUUAGCAACUGGUAAUAAUAAGUUUGUAAACUUGCUAAUUUUCAAUGCAUGUGAUUAAACCGAAGCGGAACGUGUUGCCGAUGGUGCGGGCACCGUACGACACCUCCCAGGAGUACAAUGCGAUCCAGGUCGGCAACCAGCGGGACCGGCACGACACGCCCCCCUCGUACGCCCCGCAACCCUCAUACGCCCCGCCCCCCACCUACGUCCAGCCCCCCAUGCAGCAGCCCCAGGUGCAGACUCAGCUGGUUCCGAUAGCGAGCCCGCAGAUCGUGCGGUACGAGGGCACGUCGAGGCUGGAGGGUAUCGAGGACCGGCUGGCCCAGCAGGAGAAGACAACCCAGGCGCUGAUCGAGCGGGCGUACAAGAUCAAGGAGGACGUGAUUGAGAGCCUCAACUUCACGCACGGCUCAUGGCAGGACGAGAAGGCGGCACGCGCACACCUGUCUGAUCAUGUGAAGAACAUCACGGCUGUCGUCAAUCGACUCAAUCACGACAUCGCGGUGUUGGAGGAGUCUAUCAAGGUGCGUGACAGUGCGUCGGUAGGGACGAACCACGCGGUCAAGAACCUCGAGUCGCACCACGUCCAGAGUCUGUCCGACCUGCGUGGCCGAGUUGUCCGGUGCGACACGUCCAUUGCAAAGCUCGCACAGGACAUGCGUGUUGUCAUGGACUCGUGUCGGAUUCUUUCUAACCAGCAGCAGGAGCUACAGACGAGGAUCAUGGAGAGGAUGCAUGGAAUAGAGGGACAGCUGGUUCAGAUCACGAGUCACAUCGAGCGCACGUCAGGAGAGAGUAAGAUAAAGCUGAGACACCUGGAGGGCGACACAAACCAACACCUGACGAUGCUCGACGUGAAGACGCGCCAGCUCAUCGAGGACCUCAAGAACAUGGUCACCAAUGUCUCCAUGACGACCGACAUCGAGCGCGAGCGGCUCGAGCAGAGGAUUAUCUCACUCAUAGAGAAGGCGGGGGCAACGCGUGACAUCAUGAUAGAGAAGGUGGAGAAGAAGGUGGAUGACAACCACUACUUGCAGGAAAGUCGCAUCCAGAAGCUUGAGGAGUCCUUACUGGAAGAACGAGCCCAUGUUUCGGAACUACAGGCCCAAAUUGAAUCACAUCUGCUUUCCAAACUGGACUCUGACUUCCGGCGACAGCAUGAGGAGAUCGCGAAGUUGAAGCGUGAGUGUCGGGAGGGUUUUUCCACCGUCCACGAGAGCAUCAGCAACAUGAAGUUGGUGGUUGAGGGAAAGAGGAAGUUACUGGAGGACCAGCUCAGGAAGGAAAUCAGCCAGAUCAGGAAGAUGAUCGUGUUGGUCUAGAUUGAAUUAAUAUCUCAUUUCGUUGAUGACUGGACGUUCAGGACAGACAGGCCAGUGUUAAGUAGUCAUCCAGCAUGCUAAAGUCAAACAGUCGCCUGUGUUAAGUAGUCGUCAGUGCAGCUAAAUUCAAAAGGUGGCCGGCUUUUACAGGGCUCACACUGGAAAGAAAGUUAUUUUAAACUGGCAAAUUUAAACAAUAUAACAAUAUAUUAUUAGCCAAAUACUAAGAGCAAAUUUUCGAAGCCUGUUUUUUUUUUUUUUAAAUGCAGGUUAAUGCAUAUAGUUACAUGUGCGUAAGAGGAAAAACAGGCUUCGUAAAUUUGGCCCUAAAUGCUUUAGCCACUUUAUAUAAAAAUGUGAAGCUGGCUAAUUGGGCUGUGGGCAGGGUGAGACGUGUCUCUUAGCCACCUUAUAUAAUAAUGUGACGCUGGCUAAUUGGGCUGUGGGCAGAGUGAGACAUGUGUCUCUUAGCCACUUUAUAUAAUAAUGUGACACUGGCUAAUUGGGCUUUGGGCAGAGUGAGACAUGUGUCUCUUAGCCACCUUAUAUAAUAAUGUGACGCUGGCUAAUUGGGCUGUGGGCAGGGUGAGACAUGUGUCUCUUUUGAUACUGUAGGUAGUUGUUGUAUCAGAUGAUUUGGUGCAUGAUGUCAUAAUGUUUCAGUCAGAGUUACUUCCCUUGGAAAAAUUGUGUUUCAGAAUAAUAACAAAUUAGAUAAUUUUUCAUAAUACUAUAUUAUCUGUGAAUUUAAUUGUUUUCUGGCAUUUAAGUUUAUAACAACAAAAAAAUCAGGUUUUAAUAUUUGGGGUUUUAAUUGGGGGAAAUUCAGACUCAUUCCCUAAUGUUUCACAUUUGUAAAGCGGUACUUGAAAUCCACCAAAAGACUUGGAGAUAACUGCCAUUUUUGAGUUGAAUAAUUGUUAAUACCAUACUGUGACACUGACAUUUAUCAUGUCUUGUUAAUUAAAAUGUACAUAGUACAUUUUGAUAAGCUGGUACACUUUUAUGCAAAGCAACAUGUUGUAUUCAUAAUUUAAACAUAUGCAAUAAAAAAAAUUACAAAUGGGAUGACCUUUAGGUUUCAGAACAGGACAUGAAUGGAUUACAACAACUUUUUGGUGGGUGAUUUUAUUCUUUUAAUAAAAAAACCAAAAAAGAACCCUAAAUAACUGAUAACAUAUUUUUUUUAGAAAUAUCUUGUUUGUCUAUAGACAUAUAUGAAUGACUGACAUUGACUGUGUGGCAGACACAAAAUUAUUAAAAGUUAUGUGGAAGACAAAAUCCCAUCAGACUGAGUUGUAAGAGACCUAAAAUUCAUUGCUCGGGGUAGACAUGAGACAAUUUAAUUAAAAAUCAGCUUGUAGGAAACAUUUGUUUAAAUAAUAAUCAUUUGUUGGUGAGAUUGUUUUGGGGUCAAUUUAUAGAGGUAUAACAGUCAUGAAUUACAUAGUAUAACGAAGUGAAUUUAAACUAAAUUUGUGACUGUUAUAUAUCGAUAUAUUCACACACAAAAUUACAAACAAUUCUUAUAAUUACAAACAACAUAAAUUAUUUAAUGCACACAAAUCAGUUUAUAAGUCCUUUCCAUGAUGUCCCAGUUGACGUAAUUACAUCCCAUGUGAUGUAACGAUAUCCCAUUUGAUGUAAUAAUGUUCCAUUUGACAUUAUGACAUCCCAUUUGAUGUAAUGACAUCCCAUUUGACGUUAUGGCAUCCAGUUUGGUGUCAUGACAUCCCAUUUGAUGUAAUGACAUCCCAUUUGAUGUCAUGACAUCCCAUUUGAUGUAAUAACGUUCCAUUUGAUGUCAUGACAUCCCAUUUGACCUAAUAACGUCCUAUUUAACAUAAUGAUGUCCCAUUUGACGUUAUGACAUCCCAUUUGAUGUUAUGAUGUCCCAUUUGACAUAAUGACAUUCCAUUUAACGUAAUGACAUCUCAUUUGACAUAACGAUGUCUCAUUUGACAUAAUGGUGUCCCAUUUGACGUAAUGAUAUCCCAUUUGACAUAAUUACUCCAUUGUUUUUAGUUCAGCAAAGUCUUCCAAUCAUCAGAAUAGUAUAAAUCAUGUACUGGUAAGAAAAGAUUUCUUUGAAAUCUCAUACACUCUUAAACAACAGUUUGGGGAAGUUAUGAAUGGUAUAUAAAAUCAAACAUUUUAGGAAGUAGUUAGUUUAAAAUAUUACCUUUUUUAUGUAUAGCUUACUGUUGCUAGAUAACUAGUGAACAGACAGUUCUAUUAGUACUUUAUACAUGUAGCUUACUAUUGACAGAAAUUCAGGGAGGGCUGUUGCAAAACUGAUCAUGUGUAAGGGUUGGGUUUUAUUUUUUAAUAUACCCAUAUUGACGAAAUAUACAUUUAUUUCAGUCAUGUCCCACGUGUGAUAAAUUUUGGAAAAGCCCUAAUUAAACGUUUGAUUAAAAUUGAUAGUAGUCUCCCAUUAGUGAAGUUAGCUCAUUCAUACCUUAUGCAAAACAUUGAUUAACAUAUCACAAAUGUGAGAAUAUUUUUGAAAUAAAGUUUUUGUAUUGUUAUCCAACAAUGGGAAGUUACAGGAUGACUGAUGUAUUUUGUUCUCUUUCAUGUCCAAGCAUUGCUUGCUGUUGGGUACUAGUCAGAUGACCACAGAAAGAAAAAAAAGAAAAAAAAGUUUUAUUUAACGAUGCACUCAACACAUUUUAUUUACGGUUAUAUGGCAUCAGACAUAUGGUUAAGGACAACAUAGAUAUUGAGAGAGGAAACCUGC
This is a messenger RNA of Gigantopelta aegis, 4071 nucleotides long. RefSeq names its product protein FAM81A-like. The transcript is spliced from 6 exons. Lineage: Eukaryota; Metazoa; Mollusca; Gastropoda; Neomphalida; Peltospiridae. The record is from RefSeq and is a predicted model, not a curated record. Bases 51 to 1328 code for a protein of 425 amino acids.